This is a messenger RNA of Toxorhynchites rutilus septentrionalis, 1845 nucleotides long. RefSeq lists its product as uncharacterized. Gene Ontology annotation, biological process: protein polyubiquitination. Gene Ontology annotation, cellular component: nucleus. Lineage: Eukaryota; Metazoa; Arthropoda; Insecta; Diptera; Culicidae. Gene Ontology annotation, molecular function: protein binding. Bases 127 to 1299 code for a protein of 390 amino acids. The transcript has 4 exons. The record is from RefSeq and is a predicted model, not a curated record.
ACUGCUGUCACCGUGAUAAAAACUUUGAUACGCUUUAUUUACAUACAUUUUUCGGUGCAAAAUUUGCCUAGCUGUGUUGAAUGCGAACAUUUUUUUGCGAUUUCGAUUUCUAUAUACCUUUUUCCGAUGGCUGCAGGAUGUAGCAAAUCGUUCAGAUCCAAGUACGAAGAGGAGUUGCACUACGAUGUAGAAUAUGAGGAUUUUUGCAAGAAUUUUGAAUUUUCGAACUCUUCGUCCUGUUGGAUUUGCAACGGAUAUUACGGACCAAGUUAUGGGGAACCGUUGUGUGGCACAUGCCAUGCGUUCAUAUUCCCGAAUCAUCCAAACGAGGAGGCUGAGGGUUUGGUUACCAAGUUGUCCGAUGAUGAAGAUUCCGGAAAUGAUGAACCACCGGAGAAUGGCUCGGAAGCUAAGGAUCGGGUCGAUGACGACGAACUGGAUUAUGAUUUGGAUAGACCACGUCCGUCUGCUCCGAGAAAUUUAAAUCAAUACUUGGAUAUGCUUUCGCAACCCCGUGAUUCAGAUGAAUCUCAGCAGAAAAUUUGUUCUCUUCCGGUAGAAGUUCUCCUGUCGAUAUUUUCAUACCUGGAUGAUUUAUCACUGUGGAAUGUGAGCGAGGUGUGCAAACAGUGGAAGCGUAUCCUGGAAGUCCACACUCCCCAGCAGAUGUGGAGGAAGUACACAAAGGAACGGUGGCCUCUGUUUCAGCAGAUCUCCACAAUUCCCAACUGGUUGCAUAUGUAUGGUGCACUUAUGAAUUCCUGCUUCUGCCGGACGUGUUUAAUUCAAAUGGCCAUGAAGACACCGAUGCGUGGACGAGUGAAUCACAUUCGGGCAAACCGACUGCGAAGCGAUAUCCGUUCACUAGAUUUGGAUGCGACCGAGGGAAUCGAUGCAGUUGCUCUGGACAAUCAGUUAUUCCAUUGGCAGGCUUCGAUUCUUGGUCCCGCCGGAAGUCCAUACGAGGGAGGAAAAUUUUUCCUUUACAUUGUCAUCCCUUGCUCGUAUCCUAUGCUUCCGCCCCAAGUUCGAUUCCUGACGAAGAUUGUUCAUCCGAACGUGUCACGUCAUGGUGAUGUCGGAAUUGAUAUUAUCCAACACAACUGGUCACUGGCCUUGACGAUUUCGAAGCUGCUGCUCUCUGUGCAGAGUCUUCUGACGGAUCCAUUCACUCAGAUCUGUAUGGAACCGGAACUUGGUCGAAUGUACGAAAAUGAUCGACCAAAAUUCGAAGCCCUCGCAAGGCGAUGGACUUGGAAGUAUGCCAUGUAUGAAGUACUGCCACCAUUGGAAUUUUGAAGCGACGCGUUUGUAACAAACGGUACGAUAUUUAUUGACGAUUGUCCCAGGUGAAAUUAGACUAAGAAUUGCAUAACUCAAAACACUACACAUACAAUCUAGACCCGAUUCAUUGGAAGAUAAGAGAACAGGUCCGCUUCUUUAUCAAAGAUGCGCUUCUGUUGGUGAACUUAAUUCCUCCAGUUUACUACCAGUUAGGUACUGGUGACACGGUUCUCUAUAGGUAUAACGUUAGUUGUCUAGUAGUGCACUAGUGAAGCUCAGCUGUCAGCUUAUCGCUGAGGGUAUGAUUUAGAAAUUACUCAACCAAAAUUAUUUAUACCGUAAUAAUUCUUUUAAGUGAUAUAUUAUUUUCGACAGUUGCAACAUUCGUAUAACGACAUAAUGUAACUAACAAACGCUAUCGAAUAAUUCUCUUCGUGAAAGAUGGACCUGAAUAUGAUUACCUAAUGAUUCCUAUUGUUUAAAUCGCAAGCGAAAUAGCUGCGCCCACUGAUCCGAAGACCACAGGAUUCAUCGAUGUGACUGAAUAAAUUGAUACAAGAU